This is a messenger RNA of Centropristis striata (black sea bass), 3350 nucleotides long. It is a transcript of the gene fbxo31, whose product is annotated as F-box protein 31. Gene Ontology annotation, molecular function: protein binding. Bases 77 to 1756 code for a protein of 559 amino acids. The transcript has 9 exons. NCBI's taxonomy places the organism in Eukaryota, Metazoa, Chordata, Actinopteri, Perciformes, Serranidae. The record is from RefSeq and is a predicted model, not a curated record.
AAGGACGAGCAGAUCAGCCAGACUGCAGCGAUAGAUGUGUUGUAGUGAUGUAAUGUUGCCUGUUUGGUGACUACGGAUGGCUGUCUGUGCCAGGCUCUGCGGAGUGGGUCAGUCGCGGAGGUGCAGGAGGCGACAGCGGCAUAACCAGCAGGAUCAGGGUAGCGAUUCCGACAUGGACGAGGAAGAAGAGGAGCGGAUCGUGGGUCAGAGGCAAGGCGACGUCGGCGGCGGAGGCCCGGAGAGCGGCGUAGCCACUGCAGGGCCGAGUGACGCUUGUGAAUAUGGCAGCGGUCAUGUCAACAGAGGAGGCUCUCUGGAUCGCACAAGCACGGGACCUCCACACCCGCAAUCAUUAGCGGAGUUACCCCCGGAGCUUUUAGUGGAAAUAUUCUCCUUGCUUCCCGGUACAGCACUACCAAAUGUUGCCCUCAUCUGCAAGAAAUUCAGACAAAUCCUCAACACUGAAACCAUCUGGAGAAGGCGGUGCAUGAAAGAGUUUGGUAUGCAGGAGGAUCUGCGGAAGAUGGAAGUUGGAGGAGUAUCUAGCCGGGACCUUUAUGUUAAACUGCUUCACCCAUACAGACAUAUCUUGGGCUUGUGGCAGCCAGACAUAGGGCCUUAUGGUGGAUUGCUUAACGUUGUGGUGGACGGGCUGUUCAUCAUCGGCUGGAUGUAUUUGCCACCUCAUGACCCCCGUGUGGAGGAUCCCAUGAGGAGACGGCCGCUCUUCCGUAUCCACUUGUGGGAGAGCAAAAAGGCCACUGUGGAGUGUAUGUAUGGACACAAGGGUCCCCACAAAGGAGACAUACAGACUGUGAAGAAGGACGAGUUUUCAACAAAGUGUAACCAAACUGAUCAUCACCGCAUGCCAGGGGGCAGACAGGAGGAGUUCAGGACAUGGUUGGAGGAAGAAUGGGGCCGGACACUGGAGGAAAUCUUCCACGAGCACAUGCAGGAGCUCAUCCUCAUGAAGUUCAUUUAUACCAGUCAAUAUGAUAACUGCUUGACGUAUCGGAGGAUCUACCUUCCUCCUUCGAUGCCUUCUGACCUGCUGCAGCCAGGCCUCUUCAAAGGCACCUACGGGAGUCACGGCUUGGAGAUUGUCAUGCUCAGUUUCAUUGGGACUUAUGCCAGAGCCACCAAGCUCACUGGAGACCCGAAUGUUCCUGCAGGGCAACUCACUUUGAAUGUUGACCUGAGCCGGCCUGUGGUCCUCCCAGACUUGGAGCACCAGCGCAACAUAGAGGAGCUGUCCCGGCUGGUACUGGGGGUACACGAAGAAGUACAGAGAGAAGAUCAACAGCAGUCCAAGGAUACUCCUGCCACAGUUAGAGCUCCAGCAGAGGGGGCCUGCGAUGAUGCCUGCGGUGAUGCCAGCGCAGCAGACGGGGUAGAGGCAGACCAUGUUACCUGUUCAGACAGCUGCCAGCCUGGCCCGAGCGGCAGCACCAGUCCUCCUGAAACCCAGCCCUUUGUCCUGCCCCUGGGGGUCAUGGCCCGCAACGAGGUCUACCCUCGCACCUGCACUAAAUGCUUCUAUGGGACAGGCCUGAUCGCUGGGCACGGCUUUACAAGUCCAGAGCGCACCCCGGGGCUCUUUGUGCUCUUUGAUCAGGACCGUUUUGGUUUCAUCUGGCUGGAGUUGAAGUCUUUCAGUCUGUACAGUCGCCUGACGGACCAACUAGCUCACGCUCAUGCCCCAAACAUGGAGCGAUUUGAGGCCAUGCUGUGCAACAUGCAGUCCUGGACAUCCUGAUGCACCACGAUGCACCCCCCCAAAAAAAUCCCACAAUACAAUACAGAAUAACAACCAUUUUACACAUAUCACCUCUGUCCUCCGCUGACUGAAAGUUACUAUCGCAAUAGCUUGUGAGCUUAACUUUCCAUGUUCUAUCUAUAUCUGUUUCACAUACACUGAGUUUUACUGUCUAAUUAAGCUAGUUAUGUCACCCUGACCUAGGUACACUUGUGCUCUUGUUCCCAUGCAAGCACUUUGAAAGGCUUCCCAAGUCCUUGUUUAUCACCUCACCUCAGUAUGACCUUAAUCCUCCAGUGCAGCAUGAAACGGGUCACAUUAACAUUUUUUUAUUUAUUUAUUUAUUCCCUGCAGGAGAAAAGGAAUAUUACAUACCACUUAUUAUGGAUCAAACUGUACGUGCCUCUGAUUCUAAAACCAUGUCUGUACUUGAUAGUGCUUGAAGACGAUAAAGGUGUCCAAUGUAUUCUAAUAUAUAGCAUUUUACUGAUUUCAGUGCCCAAAAUAUUGAACUGCAUGCUGCGUUUUAUUUAAUCACAUCUCAUUCAUAAGCAUUUUCUGAACAUGUUUUACUUUCAUUAAGCAGCAUGCCUUGCUUUUUUUUUUUUUUUGCUUUAAAACAGACUUCUCAGGUGUUUUUCUCUUCGCCACAAGUCAGUGAAAAACCGAACUGAAGUAUUUAUGUGUAUAACAAAAAUGUAUGAAGUUACGUUGAUUUUAGCCAAUUGAAAUACUGAGUGAGUUUUACAACUGGGUAAUUUUCAAACCAUUGACAAGAGAUGAUUUGCUGUCUUAUCAAACAUUGUAGCUACAUCAGCCAGUUCUGGCCCUUUGAACUUAGAGAUAAUGAUAUGCUCUCAUGGUUCUACAUCAAACAUAUCCGUCAUCACACUUGAUAUUAUAUUAUGUAAGAUGGAAAGAUGUAUUGUACUGCAAUAGAAUAACGUAACCUAUACAUAAGCUGAUCAAACUAUCUGAAUUAUACAGUUUAUGUGCUUCUAUAAUGAUGGUCUGAAACAGAAACUUCUCUUACCUUUGAAAUGUAUUGCAUUUGUUUGUUUCACUGGCUGACGUAAUGUUUGCCUGGCUUUAUACCUGCAAAGCUAUUCCCUCCAGUUUUCCAACUCCUUUUGAACUUGAGACCAGGCUAGCUGAACAUUAUACUAACUAACAGCUCAAAGUGCAUCUCAAGGUACCAAGUAAGUGUCUGUAUGGCUCAUUACAGCCUGGUGGUGUUGCCCAGUAGCUUUCUUACUCCAAGUGCACUUUUCUGGGAAGUAUAUUGAAUCAUUUAAAACCACUGGCCAGCACUUUUAUAUCAGACUGCAGCUUUACGAACAUUUGCAAAAAUAAAAAGUGUCUGCUAAAGCAUCAUCAACUUAAUUUUUUUCACAUUUUAUUGAAUUCUUCUGCAAUUUAGCGUAAUUUAUUUUAAUUCCCCCAUAUGUAAGCCCUCUGUAUCCAGCUAUUUGAAUGAUUUGCCUUCAAAAAGUGUUGCUUUGUACUAUUUUCAGUGCGAUACGCCUGAUUUUGUGAAAAAAAAAAAAAGAUCUAAGUUUGACCUAUUGAACUGCUCACAUCGGACUUCAGGGAG